This is a messenger RNA of Manihot esculenta (cassava), 2134 nucleotides long. RefSeq names its product protein ACCELERATED CELL DEATH 6. Gene Ontology annotation, cellular component: plasma membrane. Bases 144 to 1913 code for a protein of 589 amino acids. NCBI's taxonomy places the organism in Eukaryota, Viridiplantae, Streptophyta, Magnoliopsida, Malpighiales, Euphorbiaceae. The transcript is spliced from 3 exons. The record is from RefSeq and is a predicted model, not a curated record. Gene Ontology annotation, molecular function: protein phosphatase regulator activity; protein phosphatase 1 binding.
CGGACGUCCUUCAAUAAAAUAUCUCACCCGUUGCACUUGACUUCGUCUUCGUCGUUCCAUUAUUUUACAGAGAGUUCGUCAACGGGUUUCCUUCCAAGUUAAACACUUGAAUCCGAGACUAUGCAUAUGCAGCGAAGAGCUUAAUGAAGGCCAUGGCAUACAUGGAUGCUGAAUUGUACAAAUCCGCAGCAGAGGGCAACACUGAUGCCUUAAAAACAUAUGCAGAAAGUCUUGAUCUUUCACUGACUCCCAAAAAGAACACAAUCUUGCAUAUCCAUUUAACCUCUCCCAGUAAGAGAUGUACGCACUUUGUGAAAGUGGCACUUCAAAUGUGUCCCAAGUUGCUGUGGCAAAUCAAUCUCAAUGGCGAUACCCCCUUGCAGAUUGCAGCAAGAUAUGGGCAUUUCGAGAUAGUGAAAUUGCUAAUUGAACACGCCAAGCUUCCUAAUGAAGAUCUAGAGAGCGGGGUAGGAGCUGUCAGACGGAUGCUGAGGAUGCUGAAUGUUAAAAAAGACACAGCUUUACAUGAAGCAGCUCGAAAUCAUCACCUUAAAGUGAUGAAAUUAUUGACCCAUCUGGACCCUCAUUUUGAAUAUCCUGCAAAUGAUUGCGAUGAAACUCCACUUUAUCUGGCUGCAAGAAAAGGGCAUCUCUACAUGGUUAUUGAAAUGUUGAAAACUUGUCAGUCUCUGUCUUAUCUUGGCCCCAAAGGCAAAACGGCUUUACAUGCUGCAGUAUUGAGCGGCAAUCGAGGGAUUGUGUGGGAAAUAUUAGAAAAAGAAAGGGAAUUGGCCUUCCAAGUAGAUGAAAAUGGAUGGACUCCACUUCACUAUGCUGCAUAUGGGAAGGAUGAUUUAGGUGCUUUUGUUAUUGUGCAGAGGCUAUUAGAAUAUGGUAGAUCUGCUGCCUACGUUGUGGACAACGUCAGUAAAAGGACAGCUCUUCACAUUGCAGCUUGCAGAGGAAAUGCACGCAUAAUGAGACAGAUUAUUUCUAAAUGCACAGAUUGUUGUGAACUCAUCGACGAUAGAGGCUGGAAUGUUCUUCAUUACGCUGUGAUUAGCAAAAGUGAUGAAGCCUUACAAGAAGUCCUCCGAGUCUCUUCGCUGAUUGAACUUAUAAAUGAGAAAGAUAGCAAGGGCAAUACUCCUCUCCAUCUACUUGCUGUUUCUCGCCCUUACUUGCCUUCUUUCAUUUGUGAUGGAGAAGGAGAUCUCAAUGCCUUUUACAAACAGCAUGUGCGCUCUAGAGACAACUUAAUUGCAGAGCUUCAACACCCGAAGGAAAGAAUUUUAGAGUGGAUGGAAGAUCUGGGUGAUGGACCAAUGGGCCAAAUUUGUAUAAACAAGAAACGCAGUUGGGAAAUACAAGAUUUAGGAAGCGGACCAAAGGAGGCAAAAGUCCUUGCUGAAUUUGAGAAAUCAAAAGACUCGUUUUUGGUAGUGUCAGGACUUGUAGCAACCGUAACAUUUGCAGCAGCAUUCACAUUACCAGGAGGUUACAAAAGCGAUGAAAAAGACCCAGAUCAAGGCACUGCAAUUCUAAGCAAAAAUGCAGCUUUUGAAGUAUUUGUUAUAUCAGAUUCAAUAGCCAUGGUUCUGUCCACUUGUUCUGUUUUUAUUCAUUUCAUUGUGAUGCUACUUGGAUAUCAAGAAAAAUACUGGUGGUUAAUCCGAUCAGCGCUUUUGUUCAUCAUGUUCGCAAUGGGAGCUAUGGUGGUUGCAUUUGCCACAGGCACAUAUGCAGUUUUAUCACCUUCCUUGGGGCUUGCCAUUGCCACUUGUUUCAUUGGCCUUAGUUUCUUUAUCUAUGUGUUUUACAUGCUGAAAAGGUUAUAUAUCAAACAUCUAGAAAAAGCCUAUCUAGAAGCUGUGACGAGUAUUUCCAGAAUGUGGAUUAAAAUCCGCUUGUGAAGCCCUCUUUCAUCCUAGCAUAGCAAUCCCCAAAUUAUGUUUCAUUGCCAUGAAUUUUUCUUUUAUGGGCUUUACAGCAAACAGCUUUAAAAAGUUUCUAUCCAUGGCAGCAAACUAUUGAGCUUUUUUCUUUCUUUCUACAAUAUAUGUAAACUCCUGGAUGAUAUAAUGAGUUGGUUACAAUGUCUAAUAAAAAGUUGAUUAGCAGUUGUUUUUAUUUA